Messenger RNA from Lodderomyces margitis, 2562 nucleotides. RefSeq lists its product as uncharacterized. The record is from RefSeq and is a predicted model, not a curated record. Lineage: Eukaryota; Fungi; Ascomycota; Pichiomycetes; Serinales; Debaryomycetaceae. The transcript has a single exon. Bases 1 to 2562 code for a protein of 853 amino acids. Gene Ontology annotation, cellular component: nucleus; cytosol. Gene Ontology annotation, biological process: protein deubiquitination. Gene Ontology annotation, molecular function: cysteine-type deubiquitinase activity; cysteine-type endopeptidase activity.
AUGUUCAAUUUGAAACAGUUUUCUCGAAACUCACAUCAUAACCAUGGCCCAAGUGCAAUUCAUCCCGUUUUUAAAGAAUCUUACUGGCAGUGGUACAUAGAAAGCUACCUAAGAAAUGAUAGAGAAACCACUAUUAAGCACACUCCGUAUGUGCUCACAAAUUUUACUCAGAAGUCACCAGAAGUUGUGACAAUACAGGGCUUUUUCGACCACUUGCAGUUGCCACAGCCCUGUAGCUUGGAAAUCAUAGCCAUCCUUAAAUCACCUUUGACAGGUGGGGAUUUGAACAAGACAUUUUAUAUACUUCGCAUGUUCCAGCUAAGUACAGAAGGAUGGUUUCUUACAAACUCAAGAAUAGACAAAUUAGGAAACAAAUUGUCUUAUGUCGGCUCCGAGAAUUGGGAUAAUGUGUUGUGCUACAUGGAUGCUUUGUUAUUCGCCAUGUUUGCUAAUUUGGAUAGCUUUGAGCCGAUACUAUUUAUACCCAACCAGGAUGACCCACUCGUGGCACAACUAUCAGCUUUGUUGCGAGUUUAUGUUUCACUCUUACGUCUGGGAUAUUUAAUUACAACUGAUCUCACUGCGCGUGUAUGUGAAGGGUUGAUGAAACUAGGCUAUAGCGAAGCACUAAGCCACAAGCAGCAGGACGCGGCUACCUUGUUUGAAUUUUUAACAGAAGUAUUGAACAUGCCGUUGUUGACCUUCAAAGUUGAUAUAAAACACGGUGGCAAGUUUAAUAAAAAUGAUGAUCAAAAAAUUUCAAAGGAAAGAAUACUAUUCGUUAGCAUACCCGAUGAGGAUGAUGGGGUAGCAAAGAAGGAGAUAACAGAUGAUACGUCUGACUCAGACAAACUCACUCGAUCCAACUCAAGCUUGAAUCUGAGUGGGUCAGAAAUGGAUGAAUCUAUAUUGUUGGAGGAGUGUUUGGAACAUUAUUUCAACAACUCAAUUAGUGUCAAGCGUGAAUUGGAGAGGCGUGCAUCUUUAUCCAAUGUUCCUACUGGCAAUACGUUCAACGAUAUACCCGAAAAUGCACCAACGGCAGAAACCACGCGACACGAUCCCAACAAGCACUACGUCGAAGAAGUUGAAAAUAUUGAAGACGAAAUUAAAUUAAGAGAUCGGUCCGAUAGUAGGAAAAGCGAUGGGAUCAGAGUUCGCGCCAGAACAAGAUCGUCUACAUUAUCCAUCUGGUCUAUAAACGAUAAUGACAGGAAGGAUCCCAAAAAACCCAAUGAAGUUAACCUUCCAGCAUGGAUGUUUCUACGUUUAUUACCAUUUUACACUGAUGAUAAUGUUUUGACAGAUAGCUUUGAAAGCACCGCUAAAUCAUCAAAAGAUUUUGCCAAUAGAAGGCCUGUACUACCCAUUUGUUUAAAAAGAUACCAUAUGCAUAGCGGUGAUUUGUCCGGUACGAAAUCACACAAGCGUAUAAUCAUUCCACCUUUUAUUGAUCUCCCUGAUUUUGUUGCCGAUGAUGUUGAUGGUCCAGUUUCCUCUUUCAAGUUGAUACUUGAAAGCGCCAUAUGUCAUAGGGGGAAAACAAUUGAGCUGGGUCACUUUGUUGCCGUUGUAAGGAAGAAUAUUGAAGAAACUAGCCAAUCUGAGGAUGAGGCGUAUGACUCGAAAUGGCUUUUAUACGACGACAUGAAAAAGAGUCUGAGAGUAGUGGAAAAGACUUUUAGGGAAAUUUUUGCCACUGAGUGGCCAUAUAUGUUAUUUUACCGAUUGGUUUCGACUAAUGAGACCAGUGCUGUUUCCUCUGUGAAGAGUGACAUCAUUCCCCAAAACGGAAUCAAACCAAAAUAUUGGGACCAGUCAGGUAAAACAUUAAACAGUCAACAAGUCUCGGGAGGCAGGUCAUUAUCCUUAUCACCUAUCCUUUCUACAAAUGGCAGCGAGGCGAGUGAUCAAGUUGAGAAACAACAGGCACCUUUGAAUGUUCCUAAAGUUAGGAUCACUGUGGACUCCAUGGUAUCGCCAGUCUCCCCCAAUGAUCCCGGGUACAUCGACAUUCGUAACAGAUACUUUUGGUUCAUCCCUGAUGAGAACAAAAAUUAUUACAAAGAAGAGGUAAUGGUUUUGGAUGGAACUUCAUCGGUAAAUUUCAGUCCUCAAUUUAGACGCAAUAGCCAAUGGAGUCUAACAUCCAAUAUUAGCAACAUCCAGUUGGCUAAAUCUUCUCUGGGCCAACUACCUGAAAAGAGUCAUAGUGACGCAUUAUCUGCCUCCACCACGCUGGAAACCAAGCAUGAUACGUUGGACAUACAAAACGAUAAUAAACAAACAACGAAGUUGGAAAAAGGCAGUACUGGAUCCAUUUGGAGAAGGAAAAAGAGUCCUAAAAUGAAGGCAGAAUAUGUUGAGCCAGUUGAGGGGUUGCCACAGUUACAGUUAGACGACCCACCAAAGCAGACAUUUCCUCAGACAUUGCGAAAUAAAGAUGAACAAACAAAACAUGGUACAAACGUUAAUUCUAAUCAGAAUCAUAGCCAUGGAUUGUUGCACCGAUCAAAGCGUCGGAGAGAUGCAUAUAAGAAGGAGAAAUGUACCAUUACAUAG